UUCACCUGAUAACAUUAUGCUCAUGGACAAUAACCGGAAAAGGCAACAGUACAUGUAAUUGUGUUCAUAAUUACGUUCGAGACAAGUCUGUUUAAUGACAUGACUGGUUUGGUAAAGCUUUAUCCUGUGUUGGUCAACGGUUAACACUUGGCAUCUCUCUUUAACCAAUCUUGGAAAUGUUGAAUUGUGUAAAUCGAAAACGAGAUCAAGAAAAAACAAAGUUAAAAUGGCUGAUAAUGACAAAGUCACAGCGUUGGUUAUUGACAAUGGAUCCGGGAUGUGUAAGGCUGGAUUCGCCGGUGACGAUGCCCCCAGGGCUGUGUUCCCACCCAUCGUCGGUCGUCCCAAGCACACGGGAAAUAUGGUUGGUAUGGAGUUCAAGGACACGUAUGUUGGAGAUGAGGCCGAGGUUAAGAGAGGAAUUCUCAAACUUAGACCUCCCAGAGAACAUGGCAUCAUCACCAAUUGGGACGACAUGGAGAAGAUCUGGCACCACACCUUCUACAACGAACUCCGUGUGGCCCCAGAAGAACACCCUGUUCUUCUGACUGAGGCUCCGCUCAACCCAAAGGCAAACAGGGAAAAGAUGACACAAAUCAUGUUCGAAACCUUCAAUUCCCCUUCCAUGUACGUUGCUAUUCAGGCCGUACUGUCUCUGUAUGCUUCCGGUCGUACAACUGGAUUUGUACUCGAUUCCGGAAACGAUGUCACCCACUCAGUGCCUAUUUACGAGGGUCAUUCCUUUCCCCACGCCGUUUUGAAACUUCAUCUCGCUGGACGUCAUCUUACGGAUUAUCUCGGGAAAUUACUUACCGAACGUAGAUAUUCUUUCAUAACAACUGCUGAAAGAAAAAUCGUCCGUGACAUCAAAGAAAAAUUGUGCUACGUCGCCCUUGACUAUGAAAAUGAGAUGUCAUCAUCAGUGACAUCUUCUCUGGAGAAAAGUUAUGAACUUCCAGAUGGCCAGGUUAUCACCAUUGGCAACGAGCGGUUCAGAUGUCCAGAGACUCUUUUUAAGCCAUCCAUGUAUGGAGUGAUGAAUUCCAAUAUCCAUGAACACAUAAACAACAGUAUCAUGAAAUGUGAUGUGGAUAUCCAUGAAGACAUGUACUCUAACAUUGUGUUAUCUGGAGGUUCAACCAUGUUUCCAGGUAUAGCCGAUCGUAUUCAGAAAGAAAUCACAGCACUGGCUCCAAGCUCUAUGAAAGUCAAAAUCAAUGCUCCACCCGAGAGGAAAUACUCCGCCUGGAUUGGAGGAUCCAUCCUGGGUUCUCUCUCCACUUUCGAAGAUAUGUGGAUCAGCAAAGAGGAAUACGAUGAAAAUGGUCCCUGCAUUGUUCACAAGAAGUGCUUCUAAUACCUUUUUUUGUGUGAACAAAAGCAGGACGGACCGGUUAUAGUUUGAGUUAUCGAUUAAAUGGUGCUUUGUAUUUUGGGAACUUCAUUUUUGUCAUACUAUAGUUUCAUUAAUGUUUGUUGCUAUAAAUAGUUAAGGAUUAAGUAUAUUUUACUGUUUCGAGGAUGCAAAAAUUCUUAUACAAUGGAUAUAUCAACAAAACCUGUUAUCAGAUUUACUUCAGUGGAUAUUUGGUUUCGUGGACCGCAUAUACAACAAAAUCCACGAAAAUUGACGUUUAACGAAUAUUAACGAAACCAGUAGUUGUCUCUUAAUUUUUUAAGUAACUGCAUGCAUGUAAUUUACAUGCACAGCAUAAAGUGUAAAUGUAUUUUUACCACUAAAAAAAUCAAUUUAACACGACCGGAAAGAACUACUAGUAAUACCAAUAUUCUGCAUAUAAAUUUUAUCGAGAAAAAAAAUAUCAAUAUGAAAUCGAGUCAUGCACUUAUGUUGGUAUAUAGAUGAAAAAAAAAUAUGUGAUUUGACUAUACAAUCAUCCUGAUAAAGUAUGGGUUCAAUAUUGUUCGAACUUUGAUUACUGGGCCCCUAGGAGGGAUUCAGAGUUUGAUAUUGGAAACAGUUUAGAUUUUAAAAUGUUCAAACCAUUACUCCUAAACUCACUCUGUGACCACUGAAGAGGUUUAAAAAUCAGCAUAAGAAUAAGUAGCGUGUAUAACGUGCAACUAAAGAAUAUUCUUUCAAAUGCAAUGCAAUUUAUAAAACCGUAAAGCAGUUGUUUCUGGACAGAGCAAAGAUUUGGCGAAUUCGAUCUUACGAAGUAUGCCAAUAAUUUUUGCGAAUAUAAUUUUAAUGUAUCUUUUUUUUUUCUUCAACAAGUACUUUCUGUCAGGUAUAGAAAUGAGCAAAACUCAUCAUCACUAUGACAGACAAUACAAAUUUAAAAUCUGAUCCCAACUUACACAGUUUAAAAUUUUCAAAUAAAUAAAAAGUAAAAAUAUGCGCGAAAAUAGUAUAAGUGUAAGUAAUCAUUCUAUAUUGCUGAAACAACAAUCUCUGUAACAAUAAAAGGGGCUUAAUGUUUAACAAAAAAUAUGUGGAGAAU
Magallana angulata is the source of this 2462-nucleotide messenger RNA. Its product is annotated as actin-5-like. The record is from RefSeq and is a predicted model, not a curated record. Lineage: Eukaryota; Metazoa; Mollusca; Bivalvia; Ostreida; Ostreidae. The coding region runs from base 227 to 1357 and encodes 376 amino acids. The transcript is spliced from 3 exons.